Funneliformis geosporum is the source of this 722-nucleotide messenger RNA. The record is from the annotation of a GenBank genome assembly. NCBI's taxonomy places the organism in Eukaryota, Fungi, Glomeromycota, Glomeromycetes, Glomerales, Glomeraceae.
CUUUUCUCAAUGAAGUCAAUGCCAUUAUACGUCAAAUAUCUAGUGAUACAAAUGCAUGGAAAUCUGAGAAUGCAAUAUAUGAUAUAUUAAGAUCUGUGAGACAUAUUUUGGCUAUAGAUACUUUUCCUUGUAUAAGUGAAACAGUUGAGUUUAUUUAUGAUCUGAAUAGCAAAGCUGAAGUUAUGCAAAUAGGAUAUGAUCUUUUGAAACAGGAUAAACGUAUAGCAUUCAUAUCUACUGGAGCAGUGAUGGCUAGAGUAUUAGUAAAAAAAGCAUCUAAAUUAUCUAAAUCUGAUAAUUCGCCUAUUAGAACUUGUAUAUACUAUGGAGAUAUGGAUGAAAAGCAGAGACAAAAAGACUUCUUUGAUAUUAAUAUUGCUUGGGUUAUAGCUAUUACAAAUAUUGCUACUUCAGUUCAUAAAAAUUCUAAUGAACAUUUUCGUUCACCAGUUAAUGAGUCUCCAGUCGCAAUAACUUUCAUUGAAGUUGAGCAUCAAAAAUGUCUUUCUGCAAGAUAUUUUAUUGAAAAGCUUUGCAUUCUUAUAGCCAGUAUAGUUAUUAAAAAUACAGAGUUUAAUGCAGUUGCUACUUCCCAAAAUCUUAGUCUUGAAGAAGCUGAAAUCCUUAAAUUUAAUCAAGAGCGUUCUAUUGCAGAUACUAUGACACUUAAACAUUUUUAUAUAAGAAAUCUUUAUUGCAAAAACAUGAGUAUUGAGGAUUAG